AAUAUUUCAUUGUAUAAUCGAACUCGUCAUACUUCAAGGUCUCCUCCUCCUCCUAAUAGGUCACAGCCGGAGAUGAUGCUGCCGCUGGGGAUUGAUCGAAUCAGCGCCUUACCUGACGAGAUGCUAAUACACAUACUCUCCUUUCUCCCAACUAAGUCUGCAUUCGCCACCACCGUUCUUUCCAAGCGUUGGACGCCACUCUUUCACUCGCUCACCGCCGUCUACUUCGACGACGAAGGCGUAGAAGACGAAAAGACUUGCGGUCGCUUCAUUCGCUUUGUGGACACAAUUCUGCGCGUCCAGCAACAGCCCAUCAAAACAUUUCACCUCAUGUUGACUCGGUUUGAACUCUGCAAAGAUCUCCGGUUCAAUGUAAACAGGUGGGUUAAAGCCGCGAACCAGCGUGGUGUUGAGAACAUAGAGCUGUCCACCUCGCGGUGUGCUGCGCGCUUGUUCUUCAGCUUUUUCACCUCACAAACCCUCGUGGUUUUGAAGCUGAAUCGGUUUUACAUGGGUUCUCAUGAUUUUGAGUCAAUUGAUCUUCCCUCACUUAAAAUACUUCAGUUGAUAGAUACUGAGUUUCUACAAAAGGAAGAUUUCAAGAAACUUCUUUCUGGGUGCCCCAUCCUCGUGGAUUUGUAUGCUCGAGUUAAAUUUUUAAGUGAUCGGAACAAUGACAAUCCAGGGUAUAAAACCAUGCCCAAGUUGGAGAAAGCAUGUAUCACUCAACUGGAUGUUCCUUUCACUGUGAUUUAUAAUGUCGAGUUUCUACGCAUAGAGCAGAUGGAGCGUAGAUACAAAGACAAAUACAUCAAUUCCUACUACAGAGGAAUGCCUGAUUUUCAGAACUUAAUCAGCAUUGAGCUAACCUUUGCUAGUUUCCAUGGCUGGGUUGAUGUAGUUGAAGUCCUCCCUUAUUGUCCCAAGCUUCAAUCUCUUGCCAUUGAAAAGGGUGAUGAGUACGUGCAAUUUUACCAGAAAUGGGCACAUGCAAAAGAACCUGUACCGGAAUGUGUUUCAUUACAUCUUACAACAUGCUCAAUUAAAAACUUUGAUAGCUGGGAUGAUUUUGAAUUUGCAGAAUUUAUCUUGCAGAAUGCGAGAUUUUUACAAGCAAUGGAACUUUGCAGUGCCCUUUCCGUGGAGGAAAAUGAAAAGCAAUUGUUUCUCAAACAGUUUUCCCGUUCCCCAAGACUCUCUCCAACAUGUAAAAUUUAUUUGGAUACAGAGGAAAUAAACCAACAAGAACAUGAAAAAGUAAUAAGGGCCGCUUGA
Lotus japonicus is the source of this 1275-nucleotide messenger RNA. Its product is annotated as F-box/FBD/LRR-repeat protein At5g56420-like. The record is from RefSeq and is a predicted model, not a curated record. Lineage: Eukaryota; Viridiplantae; Streptophyta; Magnoliopsida; Fabales; Fabaceae. Bases 73 to 1275 code for a protein of 400 amino acids. Gene Ontology annotation, molecular function: protein binding. The transcript has 3 exons.